GCGUUAACGCUAGUUAGCGUGAGCUCGGUCGUUAGUUACCCCGUGAAUCUUAAAAAAGCGCAGUAUUUAGCAGAGUGAACACAGACAUAGAGGCAUCCCCAGGUGAACAUGUUAUGUAGUAUGAGCGUAUAGCCUGAGCGCCUGGCCUCUCGUAAAGGCGCAGUGCGUCUGUUUUGUUCGCUAAGUUGGUUUCGGUGCUGCUGCUGCUAGCAGGCUAGGCGGCUAACACUCGGUCAGCGCACUAAACCAGGAAGGAGGGACCCGACGACCAGCCAGCCUGGCCUCAGAGCUCGGGCUACUUCUGCAGUUUUAUUCUUAAAAAAAAACGCACCUCCUGCAUUCGUGUAGAAACGGGAAAAGGGAAAGGAAUAUUCUUACUGGCCUGAAAUCUAAGAUGUCAAAGCCUCCAAAUUCUCCGGCUCGGUCCCGCUCCAGAUCCAGGUCUAGGUCCAGAUCCAGGUCCUACUCCAGGUCUCACUCUAGAAGCCGCUCAAGAUCCAGAAAACGUCGUUACAGUUCUAGGUCUCGGUCCCGCUCUCGUUCGCAUUCUCCGUCCUACAGGAACUAUCCUUCUCGGGACUAUCAGAACAACAGAGGUGGCUUCAGAGGCUACAACAGAGGCUACCGGCGGCCGUACCACUACCGAGGUAGAGGCCGAGGCUAUUACCAACGGGGCCAUUACCAAAACAGAGGUGGAGGAGGUUAUGGCUAUAAGGGUAAUUGGCAGGGUGGUGGAGGUGGUGGAGGAGGUGGUGGCUGGCAUGAUCGGCAUCACGACCAGGACCACCACUCUCACAGCCCGAGGAGGGGCCGCUCACGCUCUCGUACACCCAGGAAGCGCUCGGGCAGCCGGAGCCGCUCCCGCUACUCUGAUCGUUCAUCUUCUGGAAGGUCCCGCCGCUCCAGGCGCUCCAGCGUCACCUCUGGCUCCCGCUCCUCGUCCCCACGACGUCGCAGCAGCAAGGGCAAGUCUGGCCCCAAGGAUGCCAGAGACAAGCCGGCUGAAAGUCAGGUCAAGAAAUCCACUCCGGAACCAGACGGCAGCACCAUCGAAAAGGCGUCUGGAGGCAAAUGGAUCGACUACGAAGCAAGCCCCAAACCAAUCAGCCCAGAGACUAAGAAAGAGGAUCCUCCUUCUGGUCUUGAAAUCAAAGUGCCCGUGAGUGGUGGCUCUAUGUGGAAAUCCAUCGGCAGUGCGUCCCCUCCGGCAAAGAGCCCCACAAAGUCCGGACAAACGGCCUCGUUCAGCGGCUUUGGGUUCUUCUCAAAGGAAGACGUCAAACCUGCAGAUAAGACUGCGAUCUCUGCUGCCUUCAAAAAGUUCCUGGCAGAGAGUAAAAGCAAAAAGCAGGCAGCUGAAAAAGAAAGCAGCCGUGAUAAGGAGCAGGUCAGCGUAGAUAGGGAACCAGAGAAAAGUGGCAAAACCGGAGAGCUGUUCAACAUCUCGUCCUUUGGUGACACCAAAGAAGACAAGGCUAUGCCUUUCUUUGAAGCUGGAGAAGAAGAGUUCCUCAAGUCACACGGGCUGAAAGAGCGGGACAUUGAGGAGGAUGCUGAGGUAAAACCCGCCCUUACGGCUCGGGACAUUUUUGGGAAAUGGGGGGACGAGUCAAGCUUUUCGACAUCCUAUCCAUCUGUCGAGAAAAGCCGCGGAGACGCUGAAGAGGCAGAACCCAUCGAUCCCGUGGAGGAGGAGUUGUACCGAAGCCGCAAACACAAGAAAGAAGAGAAGUCCAAGAAGAAGGAGAAGAAAGAAAAGGAGAAGCCCAGAAGGAGUUUGUCCCCUCCAUCAACUUCCAGAGAGAAAGACCGGCCGCUCUUUCCCGGAGCUUUUCCUCCUCGUGAGCAGUCGCCUGCACAGCGUCUGUUUGCAUCAAAGGAAGAUUUUGAGCUCAGAAUUGCUUCUUUAGAUGAACCCAGCUCCUCCCUCUCUAAGGAUCGCCACCUGCCCCGCGAGCUGAUGAAUACCACUAAGAAAGAUCCGGAGUUUCGCUCCAUUUUCCAGCACAUUCAGUCCGCGCAGCUCCGUCGCAGCCCCUCUGAGCUGUUCGCUCAGCACAUAGUCUCUAUUGUGCACUACAUCAAAGCUCAGCACUUCCACUCCUCAGACAUGACUCUAAGUGAGCGGUUUGCCAUGUACCAAAGAAAAGCUGCAGAGGCAGAAAUGAUCAAGCCAAGGAAGAGCCCAGAAAUCCACAGGAGAAUCGAUGUUUCCCCCAGUGCCUUUAAGAGGCACUCUCACCUGUUUGAGGAUAUGGAAGAGGCAAUCUACAAGGACCCAAGUAAAAAGUUCAAAGGCGACGUGAUGGACCUCCGCCUGGAUAUUGAAAGACGUAAGAAGUUUGCUGGGAAGGAACGUGACUACAAGCGUGAAGGAGGCAGGAGCCCAGGAGGCUCCCGGGGACCGAGCAGAGAGAGGUCCUCGGAGAAAUCUGGGAAGCACCACAAGAAAUCCAAGAAAGGUAAGAAGAAGCGGGAUCGCUCUCCUUCAUCCUCUUCCUCCUCAUCCUCCCCCUCCCCUUACCCUCCAUCGUUCAGAGGCAAAGAGUACAUGGGGGAGGGGAUGGAGCACUCUGAAGAGGGCUACAGCCACUCGCGUUAUCCUCCUCGGGACUACAGCGGCCCCGGGGAUCGAGGCCCUCGAGAUUAUGAGGGCCACAGCACGGAGAGGGGCCGAGGCCGCGGAUUUUUCCCCAGAGUGAGAGGAAGAGGUUGGAGCAGGGGAAAUUAUCCCGGCAAUAACAGCAACGGAAACCCUGCCAACAUGAAUCCUCCGGUGCGCCCGCCGGAGGAGGAGUGGGACCCUGAAUACACCCCCAAGAGCAGGAAGUACUACCUGCAUGAUGAUCGCGACGGAGAGAAAACCUGGAUCGAUAACCGGGGGCGAGGCCGCGGAUCCUUCCCCGCUCGCCGCGGACGCUUCGUGUACCGAAAGGGAGGCAGCAGCCCGAAGUGGACCCACGACAUGUACCAGGGGGGAGAGGAGGGCGAGCUGGGCGAUGACGGCUUAGAGAUCGACCACAAAGAAGCCAAGAACGCCGGAGACACGCAGAGCAUGAAGCAGUAAAGCUCUCGCUGUCACCUAGAUGUAGAUGUCCUGUUAGAGUGGCGACGAAGGGGCUAAUUUUCUGUUUUCUCCAUUUAACGGUUAACAUGUCCGGUGAGUUCUUGCUGUAGAAGUGAAGCGAAGAGCAUAACUGUUACUGUGAUUAUUUUUGUUUUGUUUUUUUAAUGUUUUGGGGUUUUGGUUUUUUUUUUUUUUUAGGUGUAAUUUGUGUCCACAGCAGCAAAGAUUCAAAAAGGUUAAUUGAGAUUAAUUUUCUUCCACGAACACAAAAAAAAAAAAGAAAAGCGUUUGUGCCUUAGGAAAUGACACGGCGACACGUCCGUCUGAUGUGUUUGAAGGUGAAGGAGAAAUCUGAUGAAUCAGUUUUUUGUUUUUUUGUUUUUAAAUACACGAAACGUUUGAUUCCCACGUCGCUCGGCGGGACCAAUCAGAGGGCGGCUGCACAGCUCGACGAUUCACAGACGCGGCGGGUCGCCCCGGACCGUUCGUCACUUCCUGAGCUUCUUCGUACAGCUGUGGUUCGCAUCGGUUUGUUCUCAUUGGUUUGUGGAUGUUUUCAUUUCAUUAACACGGGUCUAAAUUGUUAAAGCGGGAACUGGCGUUCAAGUCCCGCAGAAAACACGUAAACGUUCUCCACUGCUGUCAUAUCGGUUUAGGGAAGAGGCCACGUUUGUCUAGAUUUUUAAUUCAAAUAAAAUCGGUAGUCGUUACAUGAGGUAAUCCAUGUAUAGAUGUAUUGUAAUCCUGCAGUUUUAUUUCUGUCUUUAAAAAAAACAAAAGAAAAAAACAUGAAAACUGAAGAGAACUCUGAACAUUUGUAGGGGAAAAAAAAACAAAACAAAACGUGAUUUUUAAACCAAGUCGACCUAAACUAGCAGAACUAGUUUGGCACAUCUCGCCGCGCCCUUCUCGUCCCACUUUCGACUGUACAUACUGCAUGUAUCAAACAGGACUGGUUUUGUUCGGCCUGAUGCUGAAAUCUUUUUUACUGUUCAAGAGCUUUGAAUUACCCGUCUUUUAAUUUUCAAUAAAUUUUUCUUUGAUUCAGG
This is a messenger RNA of Archocentrus centrarchus (flier cichlid), 4116 nucleotides long. RefSeq names its product thyroid hormone receptor associated protein 3b (gene thrap3b). Gene Ontology annotation, biological process: positive regulation of transcription by RNA polymerase II. Gene Ontology annotation, molecular function: transcription coregulator activity; DNA binding. Lineage: Eukaryota; Metazoa; Chordata; Actinopteri; Cichliformes; Cichlidae. The transcript is spliced from 11 exons. Bases 395 to 3067 code for a protein of 890 amino acids. Gene Ontology annotation, cellular component: mediator complex. The record is from RefSeq and is a predicted model, not a curated record.